UUGUACGUGGUGCAACCGCAAGCUUCAAGUCUUAUCUGCAAGUGUGAAACAUGUAGUUGUUAGUUGUUACUAACGUUGCAGAGGCUUGAUGCAGUUUACAGCGGGACGCAACUGACUGGAAGCUGGUAAGGGCGUUCACAUCAUAUAAAACGCACGUCGGGAGCAGCAACAACUAACAAGCACCAGACACAGAAGUUGUUGAGUGCAUAUCCUCCUGCAUUCCAGUCAAUCAGCUUCUACCGAGGUUACAUGUUGACCACACAAUGGCCUCUUUGAAUCAACGUGUCCACACACUCCUCUUGGUCUCACUACCUGGUGCCUGCAUGUAGCUGUUAUAAGGGGAGCUGACGAGAUCAAUUCCUCCGGACACAUCCUCUUUGUUGUGAAAUCCCAACAUCAUAAGGUGCAGUGAAGUUCAGAGUUGGACUGCCAAACCUGUCGAGUUUCUUUCAGAAAAGGAAAUCUGAGGAGUUUAGUUUGUAAAAGUCCAGCAGUAGACUUGUUAUCAAAGCCAACCAAGUAAAAGAAUGGUUCAGCGAUAUAGCCGCAUCAGUGUUCUUUCCAACGAGUUCCUGUAGUCAUGGUUUUUAUUGAGAUCAGCGUCAAGUAUCCUGCGGAAGAAAUCAACCUUAAACAAUUACAUCAAGUGUAUUUUGAGAGAUUGGUACACCGGUUGAGUGAACAUUUGCAACACAUUAGUUUGGUGUUGGUUCAAAUAGGAAACCAACACCCUCAAGCCAUCAAAGUCACAAAAGGCUGUGUAUUUCAACACUGCAAAAACUCACAGCAGGCAUCUACAGAAGAGAAUGAUACUAUUGGGCACCUUUGCGAGAGCAAAUACGAGGAGCCGCAUGUGUAUGUUUUCUCAGCUGAAGUCAUAUUCGGGAGUACAUCUCAACCUCUGACAUGCAAUCCGUUAUCACAGCACUGCUCAAGUGACAUUCAUUGCCUCUCUCCAUUGGGCAGUUACGCUUGGAUCGACAGCUAUCCAGUCUUUUAAUCAGCGACUUUUUCCAUUGAGAUUCUAACUGCAUAUACGUGUACAUUGUGGAAUCCAACUUCUUGAACAACCAAAACAACAAAAUUAAAGCUUACUUAAGUUUGGAUUGCGAACACACAUUUGAAAUUACUAAGCAUAAAUAGCACUAUAUAGAUCACUUAUCAUUUUAGAAACAGUGCUGAAAAGUCUAUUGCUUUAUAUUUGUUUUGCUUGUAUAAGUAUAUCUGUAACUUCUGUGAAAGGUUUGAAAAAAGAUUGUCUACAAAAAAUAUGCUUCAUGGUGAUGACACUGACUGCUGGUCAGGACUUCGUUCUGACCAACUUAAUGAACCAAAGCAACUGUUAGAAGGACUUAAAAAGAUCACGCCAAAUUCCCUGUCCCCUGAGGAGAUCAGGUCAACACUCACUAAACUCAUAACUCAGUCUAAAAUGAGUGAUCAUGGGGCUGGCAAGAGGACAAAUCAUCCACCCAGAGCUAGUCAAGUUCGCGUUGAUGGCUCAAAUGUCAGCAUUGUUGGGUCCCACAACGUGGUCACCUUGGUCGAUGGCACGCCGGUGACCCCAGAAAAGCCCAACUUCACCGACCUUGGCAUGGACAAGGAGGUCAACCGGCUGGCAACUUUCAAGCUGUCCACACAGUGCACCUUGUCAGCCAAUGCGCUCGCCCGUGCCGGGUUUUUCUUCACAGGCAUUGAGGACCGAGUGCAGUGUUUUGCCUGUUUGGGACUAAUAAAGGAUUGGGAACAUGGCGACACCGCAAUGGGAGAACAUAAGAAACACUUCCCAAGGUGCCCCUUUGUACGUGACCACAAUUACAGGAAUGUUCCUCUUGUGGAAAAAUCCAAAUCUGGAGCCAGUGGCAGCACCUCUGAAGAAAAACGGGCAGAAGAGAAGGCAGCAGGGCUCUUCAAAGCCUCUCGAAAUGAGACCAAGAAAUCGUCACAAGGGGGGAAGAAAGGGGCUGGAAAACAAACCAAGGCCGGCGGCUUUGAUGAGAGCCAGAAGACCUGUGAAGGGAAUCCGACCCGGCAACCAACCAUCGACUCUGCUGAGUCCGAGAUGCGGCUGACCUUCCGGAGCGAGUACAAGCGCCUCCUGUCGUUUCAGACCUGGCCGCGGACGCACCCCAUCGAGCCCCGGGACCUGGCCAAGGCCGGCUUCUACUUCCUGGAGAAGGACGACCUGGUGCAGUGCUUUGCCUGCUUUGGCAAAAUCCGUGACUGGGAACCCCAGGACAACCCUGAGCGGGAGCACGCCCGGCACUUUCCCAGCUGCCCGUUUGUCAUGGGGCUGGAGGUGAAAAAUGAGCCCAUCACGCCGCUCCAAGCCUCCAAUGUAGUGAGCAUGCUCUACCGGGAGCCAUCCGGGUUUGCCGCCACUCUGGAACAGUUCUCCAAACAGCUGGAAGCAGCCCUCCCUCAGACCGCCAAAGUCGUGAGCCAGUGGGACCAGACGCCGAUCCCAAACCGAGUCCUGGACAAGCCCAAGUACCCAGACUUUGUUGGAGAGAAUGCCAGGUUGGCCACCUAUGCUAAAGGAUGGCCUGGAGUCCUUGGUAUCACACCACAGCAGCUGGCACGAGCUGGCUUCUUCUUCACAGGAGAAGGGGACAGCACCAAGUGUUUCUACUGCGGCGGGGGACUCAAACACUGGGAAUCGACCGAUGAGCCGUGGACCGAGCACGCCAAGUGGUUCCCGGUCUGUGAUUGGUUGCUCCAGCAGAGAGGCCAGACGUUCGUCAGUUACGUGGUCCGUAAUUUUCCCGUGGACAGGUCACAGCUGAAUCAAGUUAAAAAGGCUGCACCGUCAGGUGGAUCCUCUGCACCAGCUGUGAGUCCGGCAGCCAGUAAAGCACCAUCAUCAUCAACCUCCUCAAGGGAUCCACCCGGAGAUGAGGCAGGAGUGCUAUACAAGAAGAUAUCUGCUACAGAGACGUCACUUGAUGAAGCCAUGAACAGCCGCUCGGCCAAGCACAUCCUGGAGAUGGGCUAUGAUGCCGACCUGGUCAGGGAAGUCAUCGGUCACCAGCUCCGGACGGCGGGGCAAGAGUUCCAAAACGUCAACGACCUGCUGGAAGCCGUGUGGCAGGCCGAGGAGCAGAGAGAAGCCGGCACCUGGCAGAGAGAGGACGGGAAGGAACAGAAGGGUAGGGCCUCUACAGGGGUAGAGAAGUUCACAAAGGAGGUGCCCGAGAAACAGGUCAAGCAUGUGGAGAGGAAGAGGGACGACCUGAGCCUGCUGUCGGAGAAGCUACAAAGCAUGAGCGUCGGCAACCACAUCUCUGGACAGGGCAGAACCACUGGAGCAGCGGUCGACAUGGAGCGGGAGGUGGAGAGACUCCGGGAACAAAAUCUGUGCAAGGUUUGCAUGGACAACGACGUCAAUGUCGUGCUCAUGCCGUGUACGCACUUUGUGGUGUGCGAUGUGUGCGCCAGGUCGCUUAUGUCCUGCCCAAUCUGCCGAGGGACCAUCACAACCAUCGUCAAAGUGUUCAAGUCCUGAUUGGAGCGUGUCUAUGUAGUUGUUGAUGCAGGAGAAAAAACUACAGCUUGGUAUUAAAGGGCCAGACUGUGUUUCCCUUGGUGAGUUCGUAAACCUGUAUUGGAUAUGAACAGCAAAGAGCUGACCCCUGCGGGUUUCACAGAAAAUUUAUUUGAGAAAGUGAACGAGCAUACUCCCUUUUGGAUUUUUAGUCAGGAGAAUAUCUUAGACAGGGAUCAUCCGAUCCAAAGUAAAUGAACAGUUGUUGAGGGUUUUUCUUCUGACUUGUGCUUCGCUUUUGAAAACAAAAAGCCAGAUUUAAAUACUCUGUAUAUCCACGUAUAGUGGUAAGAAGUGAUUGUAAUUAGAAGUGGUAGUAGUUAUGAUGUUGCAGGUGAGGCAUUGGAAGUUAUGAAGUGCACCUGUUUGCAUGGAGAUAGAUUUGAUCUUCAUGCUAAUUGUUUCAUGGUGGCGUUUUGUUUUGUUUUGUUUUGUGUUGAUGUGUUUAUGCCACUUACUGAUUGAAAAAGAAAUCACCACUUCAGAGUUUUUGUUUGCCUUUUGAUUAAAAAAACAGAGACAAACAUAAAAAAUGAGUAACAGAAUUUAUAACAGCAUAGUAAGUAGUGACUACGUUUAUACAUGUAAGUAGUUAGUAGAUGUACAAUGUAGCCGUGCUGUGGAAGUACAUGUAGUACAUGUGACCCACUCUGACAAAAAGAGUCGCAAAUCGCCAGAGCCACUUAGUAAAAGGUUCUUCAAAAUAAUUUUGCCGUGUAAAUCAGUAGGAACCCACGGCAUUUCUCGCCGAGUAUCCACUUUCUGAGUGAUAAAUCCAAACAAAAAAUAUCAAUCUGCUCUUUCCAGUACAAAUGAAAACUUAAGAAGUGGCACUGGCUACUUAUGACUUAUUUUCACAGAGCGGGUCACUUAUGUAGAUAGUUAGACUUGCCCAUCACACUGAUUGCUUUACAUUGUUUUGCUUCUUGGUGACGUGCUAAAAUAAAAUGUACGUUGUAACUUGUUGUUGUGAUGGGGUUUCAGUAUCAGUGAUGGAUAGUGGACAGUGAAGUCAGGGUAGUACGUGACAGCGUAAGAAAGGUAGAUAAAGGCACAAGGUUGUUGCAAGGGGAGAUUGCACAGGGAAAUAAAAUCGACCCACCCCCUUUGAGGAGAAAAGAUGGAUUGGAAAGUUUCCUGAAUUAACUGUGAAGCCUCAGUAACCAACAGUCUAAGAGUAGUUUUUGCCCUGAAUGAAAAGUGGAAACAGAGCCAAGACUUUGUUCACUAUGAUUUAUUCGGCUAACUAAUAAAACCCAGGCCCCACGAGGUCGAACCCUCACGUCUUCUUGGGUUUUCCUUGUUCCUUUAUGUACCCGUUAAUCCUUGCGUCGCUUUCUUUCAGAAUGCUAGCUAGCAAGUAACAUACCUGCAAGACUGCAAUCCUAAAAAUUGGUGAGGAUUAUUAGCCAGGUUGUCUCGAGAGCACUUCAACCUGGGGGUUCUAGCUAGAAGGAAAAAAGUAAACUCUGGCUAAGUCACCGGAAAUCCCAAUUUUCUCUAAUGCAUCUCCAUUAGAUUUUUAUUUCUAGGUUGGCUUAACAGUUUGUCACUUUGCUAAAGUUGGCGUGUUACUCUCGGUCUCAUUUCCACAAAAAGAACACAACAAAAUCCUUUGUGUUAGUCGGCAUUGGAAAAAAUCCCACAUUGGCGGCAAUUUCUGGGCUGUGGAUGGCAAGAAGUGUCAGUGAAAAGUCACACACUCAUGUCCAUUUAUUGGCACAGUCCAUGAUCGCUGCAUCGAUGCUUGUUAGGAUACCUCCCAUCGCAUGCACUGAUAUCAUGAACAGAUCUCAGACCUUUCUCUGCCAGCACGUGUACAUUUGAGGAUAACACAUGUACAUGCCAUGUAAAAACUGUAUGGAUUUUUCCUGCAAAAAAAAUGUGUAUAUAAUAUGAGGGUAUGUAGAGUAAAACUGGAUAAUUUCUACUUUACCGCAGCCCAAUCAUGAGACGAGUUAGAUUGUGAGCGCAGUUUCAUGGAAGCACUCACAAGACUCAAAGCAUGUGUGGCACACGGGUUUCUACUGCCCAAAAUAGCGAGAAUGGAAAGGAAUGGCCGAGAGCCAGUGACCCCAGCGACGACCCGGGAGUGCAGACAUUCCAGACAAAGACACUCUGAAAACAUGAAGUGAUCAAAAACUUGUGAAAUACUUCGCGAAUGAGCUGGUUGACAGAUCUAGAUGCCCUUUUAUGCGUAGGCAUUUUCCGCUUUCACUGGUAUUUUGACAGUUCUAGUACACGUAGGCCUAUUUUCAGCAGUCCUGUGGAGCGUGAUUUUUUGUUGGGCUGUCACCAGGUGAAUUCAGCAUUUACCGGUACAUGUAUGCAGGCACUCCAUUCGCACUGCACUGAUAGACCACUGUGCUUCACAAAAUCUAACCCCAAUGUCAAAACUUCGGAGCAUUGCAAAUCAUGCUACAUGUACAUGUUUUCAUUGUGUCUAUGCCUUCCUCCAUGCUCGGACAAGAUAUUUUGAGCACUGCAACCCUAUCAUUACACAUGUUACAUGUACGUUUACAUACACAUAUGCAUAGGUCAUCAUUUCAUGUACAGUAAGUCAGCAAAAUGACAACUUACAGUAGAAGCCGGCCUUCGUGUAAGUUGUCACAAAUUUUGGGGUCCCGAGGGUGCUGACUUAGCCGGAGUUUACUUUACAACAGGAGCUUCUGUGGAAGUUCUGAACUAGCUUAGCGAAGUCAAAUUGGGCUUAGCCCAAACAGAUUAUCGGAUCACUUAUGUCACGUGUUGAGACCAGUUGUAUCUGGUUGUCACCUAGAAUUUGCUUAACAGCUGUAUUUUUAGCCAAGCAGUUAAGUGGAACUGGACCUAUGGUUUUCCUGAUGCUACUAUAACAGAGAAUAGUGUUCAGUAUCCAUUGCUCUCUGUGAAUAUAAACUUGUUCUUGUUUUAGGAUUACCUGUAAUGCAAAAAACUGUGGAAGCCAAACUGCAAAGAAUCUGGCUUGUAAUACACAUCUGCAUCUGUCUUUUUUACCUCAAAAGUACAAAUUCUCUCCUAAAGAGCUGAAUAGAAGUUUGAAAAAGAGUCGUUAACCCUAAUAACUUGCCAGCCUUUUGUUAAAAGCCACUUACAAAACUUGGUCCACAGUAUGCCCGGGAGUACUCUCCUGCUAUUGACAUGGCACACCAACUCUCCUGGAGCCCAUUUACAUAUGUCCAUAUGUUUAUGCAAGGCUGAUCAGUGAUGCAAUGGUAAUGGUGGAUGUAGGGCGUUGAAAGUAACGGGAUGCUGUCAAACAUACGUCUAGAGAACCUUGCAAAUUUUACGUAUUCGUUGAUUGUAUAAAGAGCAGCACCCUGCCGCAUAACCUACGCAGAAGAAUGCCACUUUGCCAUGCACUCACUUAUCGUGGCCAGUAGAAACCAGACAAAGUACCCAAGUCAGAUUGUGCAUGGCACAUGUAUGUUUGUUAUACACAAUUUUUAUAUUUUUUUCUAAUAAUUAUAUAUAUUCAUUUAUUACAAGGCGGCUAGCAAAUAAGUAAGUUUCAGGGGGGGUUAAUGUCACUAAGUUUGGCAGGAAUUGCGAAGGCAAGAGACAACUUUACUGAUUUUUUUUGGGGGGGUCAUGUUUCCAUAAAGCCUUUGAGGAGGGGAGGGCAAUAAAAGAAAGUGUCAUGAGGUAAAACACGUUCAGACAUUUAAAUGAUUUUAUCACAGGUAAAAAUGUCUACUCAGAUAUAAAGGAUAUUACAAACUUGCUUCACAAAUUAUUUCAAGAAGCUUCAAGACGCGUUAUUUGCAAGCUAUAAUUAAGUUAGGUAGCUUAAAACCAGUAUCCUCAGAGCCAGGCAACCAGUCACCCCCCUGAAGACGAACAGAGCAUACCGUUCGGAACGUCGAGUGUCUACCAUUGGUUCUCCUAAGAACCACACACUCGUAAAAGAGAUGUUUUCUUGUACAUGGUGCAACCGCAAGCCUACCUAACUUCCACCAUGCAUAGCUUCAGACCUUAUCUGCAAGCUAUAAUGUUGGGCCUGCAUCAGAUGUGUUUGUUAUAUAUGCUAAAUGGUUUUGUCACUUUAGAAAGGCUUACAUUUCUAUACAUGUAUAUUAAAUACCUGAAUAGUCAUGUACUAGUCUUUAGGUUGAGUUCAUUGUGCAUGUACCCAUGUUCUCAUUUACUUUUAGUUAUUAGUCAAAGGUCUGCAGAUAUAAUAAUGGUAAUCAUAUCAACUUGCAAAGCACCUUGUAUGGAUGGAUAUAUUCAUAUUCCUGCUCAUUGACCCACUCUGCUUAACAGCUAUGGUUAAUUGGAAGAAAUUGGCCACCUGUAGUAAUCUAGGACUAGAUGAAGCAAGUAGUUUUGUGCAAUCAAGGAGCAAGUAAUUUUUGCCUGAGUACUGGGACAGUCCCCAUAUUUGGUAAGAAAUGUGCCUGCUGUGCACCCAGUUUUACAAGCAAACUUCUGUGCAAUAUAACUUUGAAAACACAACAACUGUUAAAUAACAGCCAUCUGUUGAUAAUGAAACAAGCCUGAGGGUAAACCUCAGACUUGUUUCAUGGCUGUUAUUUGACAAUUGUUGUGUUUUCAAAGUUAUAUUGCAGAGAAGUUUGCUGAAUGCUCUGAAAUUAAAAAGAAAAUACCUCAGGUUUAUUUCAAAUUUUACAAAAUGACAGAACGGGAACUUCGGUUAUUAUUGGCUUUAUAAAUACUGACCAUGUAGCAAUAGGGACACGCUGCCAUGAUGCUAGUGUCUUUUAUAUUGCAAAGACAUGGCCUGACGACAAUCAUUUGUUCCAGUUGCCAAUGUUUAAUGUUUACACAUGAUAUGUAUUCAAGAAGUAUACCUGAAACUGGAUUUAGGGGUGGAAACUUACCUUCCCAGUUGUGUAUCUUCGGUUCUUAACUGGUUAUUUGCCAAGAUGUUUCAGUGUCUCUGCAGUGCAGGAAUUUACAAAGGAGUGACAUGACCGUAGCUAUAUGCAAGUACAUUAUGAAACUCUAUGUACUAAUGUCUUUGCCAUUUCUGUAAAUAGUGUGGUGGUUUUGUGUUCUACCAAGUCUAUUCCCCUACGGUGUGUGUAAAUCAUAUUGAUAUUGGAAGACUGAUGGCAUUUGAAUGUGAUGAAUGCAUAUUUGUUCUAUCAUUUCUAUUUUUUCGGCAUCUAUAUACAAAGGAGAACUGAAUUGCAGUGAGCUACUAUACUCGUACAAGUAGAGAAGCUUUAAUAAUCCAUGAAUAGUGUGAUGGUUUUUGUUUUAAAUAUUUCAUCAUAACAAUUGUAGACAGCUUUAUGCACAGUUACUGCUCAUUAAGAAUGACAAAUGUAUUUUUGUACAAUCAAUCACCUGUGUUCUAUGGAAAUCACACAUGUGUAUGUUCUUUUUACCUAUUUUAUGAGGUUAGAUUUACUUUAUGGUCAGUUAUAUGACAAGAGUUACUGUGACUCCUACAGUAGGCCUAGUUUAUUCAAUUUUACCCAAUGAUAUUCCAUGUGGUUCCACUUGAAGCUCGGUAAGCAACUAAAAUACAGUCGAACCUCGUUAAUAAGAGAGCAUUGUCAGUACAAGGUCCUGCUUAUAAACAAGGACUUUUUUAGGCCUAAAUCCUUUGCUUUUCAAUGUUUUUAGUCCUAAUAUCAGGUUCCUGUCAUAACAGGAAUUUGCCAAGUCCGAAGGACCUCUUAUUAAUAGUGUUCGACUGUACAUAUUGUACAUAAUGUACUCUGGCAUACAUGUGGGCAGGUUAUUUGCUCAACCAUUUAUAUUUUAAAAGCUGAAUGCAAUCGUAACAUUCUGUGUAAAUAUUUUCAAUGGCAUGACAUCGUAAUGACCACAUACCACUAUGACUCAAUAUGUAAGAAACGUACACUAUAUUUCUCUCAAAAUUAGUGCAAUAUAUGUAUGUACAUGAGCGUGCGGAUGCUGUGAAUUGUUCAAAUGUGAAGCAGUAAUAAGGUUGAAGCUCAUGCAUGUAAACGUUGCUUACAAAUGCGCAUGUAGUGUGUAUUGUGACCUUUCUGGGACUUGCGAGUGAAGACAGCCUUUCCCUGAAGUACGCCUAAAUUCACCAUCAGUAUUGAUCAAUCUGUCGAUGGGACAAACCUAUUGUGAUUUAAACUGGUUCCCUAUCUCUGACCGCCAUGGAAUUAUAAUCGUGUAACACAACAGAAAUGUCAGGCUCUGACUAAAAACAAGGUCCGAGAAAAGCCUAAAUGUAGUCAAGACUUUAAAUCUAUAUUCAAAAUAAAAUCCCUAAAAAAUCAGACUUUUGCCCGGAAACCAGGAUCCCUCAACAAAAUGUGGCAAUUUUAAUUUGCCCUGGCUUGAGCAUGUGCAAUAAUGUCCAUGCUGAAAUUUUCAUGUACUUUCUCAUGCAAAUGACAUGUGGCCUGAAUGCAUACAUUUGUGUACUCACUACACAGUAUUUUGCUAUGAUAAUUUCAAAUCUGGAUCGGAAAUUUUCCAGUGUCAGAUCAGAACUCAGUGUCGGUCCUUGCCUAUCCUCAAUAGGAACACUGACAGUCCAGAAUUUGACAGAGCAGCUGAAGGUUGCCAGUGUUAACUGGCAACUGCCAAGACUUUGUUCUGCCUUAUGAGCUAAAUCUUAUAAUCUAAACUGACAAGAGACACAAGACAAUGUAAAAGCAUACGUGAUCCACCACCUGUCAGUUCAAUUGACCUGCCUCCAAAGAUAUGGGUGGUCUCAGAUCUAGUCGAGAUAGAAUGGUGCCACAUCAGGGAAAUCCUACCUCCAUCGUCAUUCCAGCUUGUGCCCUGAUACAUGUAGUUCAUACGGAACUGUUCAUUGUGAAUGAAUUGUGUCGCUUUGUCUGUACUCAGCUUUGUACACAGGCAAUGCUAUCAGACAGCCUCAUUCCCAGGGCUGUAAAUGGCUAAAUGGUAACAGAAAUAAGCCGGAUUUUAAAAGUUGGAGUUCAUUAAGUCGUUGCUAUCCAAGCACUACAUGCAGUCACAUACGCUAUAUAGAUUCGUGCCGUUCAUGCAUAGAGGUUAAAUCAGUGUUUAACCAGAAAAACUGUAGUGGACUUAUAGUUGGAUUAACAGCUGAAGUGGAUUUAAUCAUCACCAUUAAAGAGAAGUAGGCUUCAGAAUCAA
Acanthaster planci (crown-of-thorns starfish) is the source of this 10627-nucleotide messenger RNA. RefSeq names its product E3 ubiquitin-protein ligase XIAP-like. Gene Ontology annotation, biological process: regulation of cell cycle; positive regulation of protein ubiquitination; negative regulation of apoptotic process. Gene Ontology annotation, molecular function: cysteine-type endopeptidase inhibitor activity involved in apoptotic process; ubiquitin protein ligase activity. NCBI's taxonomy places the organism in Eukaryota, Metazoa, Echinodermata, Asteroidea, Valvatida, Acanthasteridae. Gene Ontology annotation, cellular component: nucleus; cytoplasm. The record is from RefSeq and is a predicted model, not a curated record.